Messenger RNA from Westerdykella ornata, 1008 nucleotides. RefSeq names its product mitochondrial carrier. NCBI's taxonomy places the organism in Eukaryota, Fungi, Ascomycota, Dothideomycetes, Pleosporales, Sporormiaceae. The record is from RefSeq and is a predicted model, not a curated record. Gene Ontology annotation, biological process: transmembrane transport. The transcript is spliced from 2 exons. Gene Ontology annotation, molecular function: oxoglutarate:malate antiporter activity. Bases 1 to 1008 code for a protein of 335 amino acids.
AUGCCUUCAAGCGUCGUUCAAGAUGCCAAACAGACGGGCGAAUCCGUCCUCAACGAUGCCUCCUCUGCUGUCAAGUCAGCCGCCGAGAACCCAAAACAAGCCACUUCGAGUUUCCUACAUACCCCUUUUAUGCGCGCAGCACUGCCCUUCAUCAAUGGCGGCCUUGCAGGCAUGACGGCCACUACCGUGGUGCAGCCAGUCGACAUGAUCAAGGUCCGAUUACAACUCGCCGGCGAGGGUGUAAGGACGGGGCCCAAGCCAACUCCCAUCACCGUGUUCAGGGAGAUUGUAUCUCAAGGAAAAGUCUUGGAUCUGUACACGGGACUGAGUGCAGGACUUCUCCGACAAGCCGUGUACACAACCGCACGUCUCGGAUUCUUCGACACCUUUAUGAAGAGUUUGACCACUUCAGCGGAGGCCAAGGGAAGCAAAGUCGGCUUCACCGAACGAGCAGGCGCAGGUCUGGCCGCAGGAGGCCUUGCGGCUAUGAUCGGCAAUCCCGCGGACCUGGCUCUUAUCCGCAUGCAGUCGGAUGGCCUGAAGCCUGCUGCGCAACGCGCCAACUACACUUCCGUCGUCGACGCUCUGAUCCGCAUAUCCAAGAACGAAGGCAUUGGGAGAUUAUGGGCAGGUUGCUAUCCUACCGUCGCACGUGCAAUGGCUCUCAAUUUCGGCCAACUGGCCUUUUUCUCCGAAGCAAAGAACCAGCUCAAGAAUACCUCUUUGUCGACCCAGACUCAGACCCUGGCCGCAUCUGCUGUAGCAGGCUUCUUCGCCUCCUUCUUCUCCUUGCCCUUCGACUUCGUGAAGACGAGGCUGCAGAAACAGACAAAGGGACCGGAUGGGACCUUGCCUUACAAGGGCAUGUUUGACUGUUUCAAGAAGGUCGCGAGGGAUGAGGGCUUGUUGAGGUUUUACAGAGGGUUUGGGACGUACUAUGUGAGGAUUGCACCGCAUGCAAUGGUAACUCUCAUUGUGGCCGACUACUUGGGUUUCCUCACAAAGUAA